Molecule: messenger RNA, 3622 nt
Organism: Rattus rattus (black rat)
Lineage: Eukaryota; Metazoa; Chordata; Mammalia; Rodentia; Muridae
Gene: Pcyox1
Product: prenylcysteine oxidase 1
Exons: 6
Coding region: 60-1574 (504 amino acids)
Biological process (GO): prenylated protein catabolic process; prenylcysteine catabolic process
Molecular function (GO): prenylcysteine oxidase activity
Source: RefSeq, a predicted model, not a curated record
AGACGCAUAGAGCAGGGUCUGCUGGCGGACCCGCGGUCAGUUUGCAGCUGCGGGAGGCCAUGGGGCGCUUCGCCGCUACGCUGGUGGGCUCGCUGUUCGGUCUGGGGCUGCUGCUGUGUGGUCUAGGCAGACUGGCGAGCGCCGAGCCCCGGGCCCCGCCGGAAAAGAUCGCAAUAGUUGGUGCUGGAAUCGGUGGUACUUCCUCGGCCUAUUAUCUUCGGAAGAAAUUUGGGAAGGACGUGAAGAUUGAUGUGUUUGAAAGAGAAGAAGUUGGAGGCCGUUUGGCUACUUUGAAGGUGCAAGGUCAUGACUACGAAGCAGGGGGUUCAGUCAUUCACCCUCUAAAUUUGCACAUGAAGCGAUUUGUCAAAGAGCUGGGUCUCUCCAGUGUGCCCGCUUCAGGUGGCCUGGUGGGAGUGUACAAUGGGAAGUCUCUAGUGUUUGAGGAGAGCAGCUGGUUUAUAAUCAACGUGAUUAAGCUGGUGUGGCGCUAUGGAUUUCAGUCCCUGAGAAUGCACAUGUGGGUAGAAGACCUGCUCGACAAGUUCAUGAGGAUCUAUCGUUACCAGUCCCAUGACUAUGCCUUCAGUAGCGUAGAAAAGUUGAUGUACGCCAUUGGAGGGGAUGACUACGUCAGACUGCUCAACCAAACUCUCCGUGAAAACCUGAAGAAAGCAGGCUUCUCUGAGACGUUCCUCAACGAGAUGAUCGCUCCUGUCAUGAAGGUCAAUUUUGGCCAAAGCACUGACCUCAAUGCCUUUGUGGGUGCAGUAUCAAUGACGGCUGCUGAUUCCAACCUUUGGGCAGUGGAAGGUGGUAAUAAAGUUGUUUGCUCAGGGCUCCUUCAGGCCUCUAACAGCAAUCUUAUAUCUGGCUCUGUAAUGUCAAUAGAGAAGACAAGCACCAAGCAGACAGGAACCCCCACGAAGAUGUAUGAAGUGGUUUAUAAAACAGGAUCUGAGAUCCAUUCUGACUUCUAUGACAUUGUCCUUGUGGCUGCCCCAUUGAACCGGAAGAUGUCCAACAUAACCUUCCGAAAUUUUGAUCCCCCCAUCGAGGAAUUCAAUGACCCAUAUCAACAGCUCGUGACAACUCUCAUCAAAGGAGAGCUCAAUUCUACCCUCUUCAGCUCCAGGCACAAGGAUCAGUUCGGCCUAUCCUCGAUUCUUGUCACUGAUGACUCAGAUAUGUUUAUCAACAGCCUGUCCAUUGUGGCCUCUGUAAGUCAUAAGGAGGGUCCCCCACCGGCAGUGGAUGGCAUGCAUGUGUGGAAGACCUUCUCCAAGGACAUUCUCACCAAAGAACAAAUCUCAAAGCUCUUCCUAUCCUACGAUUAUGCCGUGCGGAAGCCGUGGCUGUCCUACCCUUACUACAAUCCUCCUCAGAAGUGUCCCUCCAUUAUCCUCCAUGACCGGCUCUAUUACCUCAAUGGCAUCGAGUUUGCUGCCAGCUGCAUGGAGAUGAGUGCCAUCGCCGGCUACAACGCAGCGCUCCUUGCCUACCACCGUUGGAACGGCAAUGAGGACAUGAUCGAUCAGGACGACCUGUAUGAAAAGCUUAAGACGGAACUGUAAUUGAGCACUGCCCCUCCCCAGAGCACCCUGCUCUCCAAGGACUGAGUCAACAGAGUCUUCCCCAGCGCCUCUCUUGUGGGUCCUGAAGCGUCCCUGUUCCUCGGAGAACUCGGUGUUCAGUCAGAAUGUCUUCGAGCUUUGGUUUUGGGGGAGGUGCAGGAUUGAACCUGAGGCCCUGUGCAUGCUGGGCAAGUGCUCUGCUACUGAGCUGAGCUAUACACCUCGCCCUCAUCCGUGGUUUUUGGUUUUUUUUUUUUUUUUUUCAGACUGGGUCUCACUAAGUUGUCCAGGUGGAAUCCUCCUGCCUCAGCCUCCAAAGGGCCUGGAAUUACAUGCCCUCCAUAUUAGGCCUGGUUGUUAACCGUUUGAAGAAACAUUUGAGUGUUUCCCAGGCUUGUCCAGUUUUAAGAGUCACCUGGAACUUGAUAGACUUGUCAGCCUGGGUUUGCUUAGGUUGUAAUCUUUCUCUCUCUUCUUCUUCGGGGGCAGUUAACAACUAGAUCUUAGUCUGCACCCUAGGCUGGAAUUCAUUAUUAAGCCCAGGUUGGUCUUUAAAUCACAGAAAUCCUCCUGUCUCAGCCUCCUAUGGACUGGAUACAGGUGUUUCCCAUUUCCUGGCAGUUUACACUUUUUUGAUGUAAAUGUUCUCAAGCCUAAAGUCAGACUUUAAGAAUGUGACUUUUUGAUUGCUUCUGUCUUGGUUUUAUCAGGGAUAGACUCAGAGAUAAAGAAAGAGAUAUCCUGUGGUUGGGAACCAAAUAUGAGCUAUUAAAUCCAAGAAACUGGCAUUGUAAUACGAGGCCCUCAUGGGAGGAAGUCUGUGUCUUUUCACACUAAACCCAGGACCCUGAGUAUACCAGACAAAAGCUCUACCACUGAGCUACAUUGCCAGCCCCAGGAGCUCCAGGACCGACAUCCAGAGAAUGGGAUUUCCGAGCUUGAGGAUGGUGUCUUGGCUCUAUAGCUUUGUCAAAUUCAAGUUCCUCGUAUGCAGCCAAGGGUGAGCAAGUCCUGGGUGACAGGGUUAAACCAUCUAUAGAGAGCUUCGAGUGCCUUAAAAGUGCUAAGCAACACAAAUCAUGACCACAGCAGACUCGUGCCAGAGGUGACUGACUGGCUGCUCAGUGGCUACUCAGCUGUGGUCUCCAUGGGAACGAGCACUAGAACAGAAGCAGCCUGCGUGAGGCCAGAGCAGUAGGCCUUAGAACCAGGUCUUCAUGGCCACUUGAGUUCAGAGGGAGUCGCACCAGACGGUGGGCAUGUGCAGUGAGGGGCCUUUGCUGCAAUCUUAAGACAGUGGCUCUCAGUGGUGGCUGCACAUUCGAAUCAGGUUUCUCAUACGUAGACAAGCUCAAGAAAGCUAAUGUUUCUUCCACUGUUCAGAGGUCACCAGUGACUGUCAUAGCCACUAGUAUUAAGAGAAAAAAAGUAAUUUUGCCUGCUUUGGUGGUACAUGCCUGUUCUCUGUAUUUUUGUGACAAAGCAAGAAGGUCAAGAGUUCAAGACCAGCCUGGGCUGUGGCAACACCUAUCUCAAGGAAUAAAAACCAACUCUCUUCACCAGAUUAUAACAUUGCUUCAAUAAAGUGGUCUUAAAAAACCCCGAUUCUUAAAAAUUAUUUUUCCCUGCUAUAACUGUGGGGAUUAAUGUGUGGAGAAAGCAGCCAUGAUAUAUUUGAUAUAGUGACAAAUUAAAUUCAUAGUUUAAUCAAAAGGUUGGCUUUUUUUCUAGUUCAUUCAGAGACAUUUGUAUUUUUUUCCUGUUGUGGUGUUAAUGAAUGUGGUUUGUCAAAAAUGUAACACUUGUGGAUUUGGUACAGUGGCUGUUCAUGUGAGGGGUGUAUGUUUCAUGACCCCCAGUGGGCACCUGGAACUGGGAAGCAGUGAGCCCCACAAUGUUCUAUUUUCCAUGUGUACAAUAGACCUGUGAUAAAGUCUUAAUUUAUAAAUUUGGCACAGUAAGAGACUAACAACAAUAAUUAUAAAAUAAUUAUAAAAUAGAAGAAUUGUAACAAAUUGCGAUGGGAGUCGAUUAAAAUUUACAACUUA